CGCUGCGCGGGCAAGGGAGUCAGGCAGACGCGGACGCCGUCGGAGUGGAAGCCAAAGCGGAAGUUCUUGUUGCUGAGGGGCCGCCGCAGCCGCCCCGAGCCUCCGGACCGACGCCAGACCCAGGAGGGCGCCGCGCGGCGAACUUGGCAAGAUGACCCAGUUCCUGCCGCCCAACCUUCUGGCCCUUUUUGCCCCCCGUGACCCUAUCCCAUACCUGCCACCCCUGGAGAAACUGCCACAUGAAAAACACCACAAUCAACCUUACUGUGGCAUUGCGCCGUACAUUCGAGAGUUUGAGGACCCUCGAGAUGCCCCUCCUCCAACUCGUGCAGAAACCCGAGAGGAACGCAUGGAGAGGAAAAGACGGGAGAAGAUUGAGCGGCGACAGCAGGAAGUGGAGACAGAGCUCAAAAUGUGGGACCCCCACAAUGAUCCCAAUGCUCAGGGGGAUGCCUUCAAGACACUCUUCGUGGCAAGAGUGAACUACGACACCACAGAGUCCAAGCUCCGGAGAGAGUUUGAGGUGUAUGGACCCAUCAAAAGAAUCCACAUGGUCUACAGUAAGCGGUCGGGAAAGCCCCGCGGCUAUGCCUUCAUCGAGUAUGAACACGAGCGGGACAUGCACUCCGCUUACAAACACGCAGACGGCAAGAAGAUUGAUGGCAGGAGGGUCCUUGUGGAUGUGGAGAGGGGCCGAACCGUGAAGGGCUGGAGGCCCCGGCGGCUAGGAGGAGGCCUCGGUGGUACCAGAAGAGGAGGGGCUGAUGUGAACAUCCGGCAUUCAGGCCGCGAUGACACCUCCCGCUAUGAUGAGAGGCCCGGCCCCUCCCCGCUUCCGCACAGGGACCGGGACCGGGACCGCGAGCGGGAGCGCAGAGAGCGGAGCCGGGAGCGAGACAAGGAGCGAGAACGGCGACGCUCCCGCUCUCGGGACCGGAGGAGGCGCUCACGGAGUCGAGACAAGGAGGAGCGGAGGCGCUCCAGGGAGCGGAGCAAGGACAAGGACCGGGACCGGAAACGGCGAAGCAGCCGGAGCCGGGAGCGGGCCCGGCGGGAGCGGGAGCGCAAGGAGGAGCUGCGUGGAGGCGGCGGCGACAUGGCGGAGCCCUCCGAGGCGGGUGAAGCGCCACCUGAUGACGGGCCUCCAGGGGAGCUCGGGCCUGACGGCCCUGAUGGUCCAGAGGAAAAGGGCCGGGAUCGUGAUCGGGAGAGACGGCGGAGCCACCGGAGUGAGCGUGAGCGGCGCCGGGACCGGGAUCGCGACCGCGACCGUGACCGCGAGCACAAGCGGGGGGAGCGGGGCAGUGAUCGGGGCAGGGAUGAGGCCCGAGGUGGGGGUGGCGGUGGCCAGGACAACGGGCUGGAGGGUCUGGGCAACGACAGCCGAGACAUGUACAUGGAGUCUGAGGGCGGCGACAGCUACCUGGCUCCGGAGAAUGGGUAUUUGAUGGAGGCUGCGCCGGAGUGAAGCGGUCCCUCUCCACCUGCUGAGAUUGGACGUGUUCCUGCCCCACCCCCUUGCUGUCAUCCCCUCCCCCAACCCUGGCCACCUCAAUUUGUCCUCCAAGGGUAGGUGUCUCAUUUGUUCUGGCCCCUUGGAUUUAAAAAUAAAAUUAAUUUUCUGUUGCUAGUGGG
Messenger RNA from Callithrix jacchus (white-tufted-ear marmoset), 1635 nucleotides. It is a transcript of the gene SNRNP70, whose product is annotated as small nuclear ribonucleoprotein U1 subunit 70. The record is from RefSeq and is a predicted model, not a curated record. Gene Ontology annotation, cellular component: precatalytic spliceosome; U2-type prespliceosome; U1 snRNP. Gene Ontology annotation, biological process: mRNA splicing, via spliceosome. Gene Ontology annotation, molecular function: U1 snRNA binding; mRNA binding. NCBI's taxonomy places the organism in Eukaryota, Metazoa, Chordata, Mammalia, Primates, Cebidae.